AUGGACGACAUACUAAAAGCAAUUAAAAAUGUUGGAGAACAGUUGAACAAAACCGAUACCAAAUUAUCAUUAAAAAUCGAUAAUUUGAACGAAAAAUUAAUCGAGUACAAGACUGAGUUAGACGAUCUGAAAAGAAAAAAUGAAAACCAAGAAACACGAAUAGAUCAAUUAGAGAGAGAUAUAAGGCUUCGAAAUCUUGUUUUCUUUGGUAUUGAAGAAAAAGAACGAUCAUAUACGGAACUAGAGGAUACUAUACUAAAUGUUAUAAAUGAUGAUAUGAACAUAAUUUGUACGAGAGAUGAAGUUCAACAUGUAAGACGCAUUGGUAAAAAAGGAGAAAAUAAAAUUAGACCAAUUAACAUUAGCUUAACCACAUUGGGAAAAAAGAUUCAAAUAUUAAAAAAUAAAUCUAAACUGGUCAGUACAACUAUAUACGUAAAGGAAGAUUUUCCGAAAAAAAUUUUAAAUGAGAGAAAAAGAUUACAGGAAGAUUUGAGAUGUGAAUUAGAAAAAGGAAAUAAAGCUAUUAUUAAAUAUAAUAAAUUGAUUAUCCUACCUAAUAAAGACAACACUCAUGACACGGUAUCGACUCAAAAUCAAAGCAAAAAGCGAACAUUAGAUCCAUCAGCUUAUGCUACUAGCUAUAAUAAAAGUACAGAAGUAAUGACACAUAGAAUGGCUAAAAAACAUAAAGCAACAAAUGUAAAUAGAAAUAUCACUCAAUAUAUAUCAUGUCAAAGCAGAAAAAGACAACAAGCUACAGAUUCACAGGACUCUGACAGGGAUAUAGAAACAUAG
Molecule: messenger RNA, 798 nt
Organism: Achroia grisella
Lineage: Eukaryota; Metazoa; Arthropoda; Insecta; Lepidoptera; Pyralidae
Exons: 1
Coding region: 1-798 (265 amino acids)
Source: RefSeq, a predicted model, not a curated record